Messenger RNA from Epinephelus moara (kelp grouper), 6167 nucleotides. RefSeq names its product tenascin R (restrictin, janusin) (gene tnr). Lineage: Eukaryota; Metazoa; Chordata; Actinopteri; Perciformes; Serranidae. The transcript has 31 exons. The coding region runs from base 490 to 4740 and encodes 1416 amino acids. Gene Ontology annotation, molecular function: protein binding. The record is from RefSeq and is a predicted model, not a curated record.
GCAGCAGGACAGAGUGGCAGAGUGAAGAGAUAGUAGGAGUGAGCAUCGCACCAGCUGACAACCUGAGAGAGAGAGCGAGAGAGAGAGAGAGCAUCUCAGCUCACUAGAGAGAGAGAGAGAAGGAGAGGGAGGGAGAGUAGAGCAGCACUCAACCACGCUGCCCAUCCUCAUAUUUCCCUCUGCAGCUGUGUGAGGCAGAGUGAGCGGCGGAGAGGAGAGAGCACAUCUGAGUCUCGUGGAAACAGCAGGACCUCGUACCACUUGGCCGAGUGAUCGAUGCACUUGCGCCGAGCCACACAGGAAGGGUGAGCAGUCCGUAGGACGCCCGUGUACUGCCACAGAGCGAGAGAGAGAGGAGCCAGAGGGACAGAGAGAGUGAAGAGAGCGAGAGGGAAGAAGAUUACCCGAGGCCAAUUUGAAAGCUUUCAGCCGGUCACUCGGAGCAGCUGCAGCCCAGAAGACCAACACUAAAAGGAUCAACCCCGGUUAAUGCUCUCAAGGACAGGUGCAGAGUCAGAGAGAGAGACUGGCAACAAGAGAACAAAGUACUCACAGAAAAGGUGUGAGUGGACAGGAGUGGUGAGGUUUCUUCCCAGCAUGCCACUGGCACAGCAGCAUCACAGGGCCACUGCGCCCGCAGCAGGCUGGAUCCUGGCUCUGGCUCUGUUUCUUGCUCUACAGGGUGCUGCUCACGCUGCUCCAUCAGGAGACAACAAGCUGGUUCGUACCACCAGAGUGAGGAGACAGAUCCCAGGGGGGAAUCAGCCCCCCUCUGCUUCCUCAGCCAACGAGACCCUGCGGGACCAAACCGUGGUCUUCAACCAUGUGUACAGCAUCAAUGUACCCUUGGAGUCUCUGUGCUCUGUCGACCUGGACGCCUCCGCACCACCUGCCCCAGGUGAUGGUUCUCGUGCUGAGUUGGGGUCCAGACCUUCUGUGGAGGGUCCAGUGGAUCCAAGUGGACCAGCAGAAUACACUGAGCAGACACUGGAUGCUGACAGCCAGGUAACAUUCACCCACCGCAUCAACAUCCCUAAAGCUGCAUGUGGUUGUCCUGCAACAACUACAAUCCAACAGCUUGCCACCAGGGUGGAGAUGCUGGAGAGAGAAGUGUCCCUGCUCAGAGCACAGUGUGGAUCUGGAUGCUGUGGGGAGAGCUCAGCCAUGGGUCAUAUGGAUUUUGUCCCAGGCUGCAGUGGCCAUGGCAGCUUCAGCUUUGACCUGUGCGGCUGUAUCUGUGAGGAAGGCUGGGCCGGCAAAAACUGCUCCGAGCCCCGCUGCCCGGACGACUGCUCCGGCCAGGGCGUGUGCGUGGAAGGGGAGUGUGUGUGCGACCGUGACUUUGGAGGCGAGAACUGCUCAGAGCCGCGGUGCCCUUCAGACUGCUCAGGUCGCGGGCUGUGUAUCGACGGGGAGUGUGUGUGCGAGGAGUCCUUCACAGGCGAGGACUGCAUGGUCGGCAGGUGUCUCAAUGACUGCUCAGACCAGGGACUGUGCAUCAACGGGACAUGCCAGUGCAGGCCCGGGUACGUGGGAGAGGACUGCUCGCUGGUCUACUGUGCCAACAACUGCAGCAAGAAGGGAGUCUGCAAGGAGGGAUUCUGUGUGUGCCAGGAUGGCUUUGCAGGAGAUGACUGCAACUCUGUGGCACCGGCCAUGAACCUGAGGGUACGAGGCGUGACGGAUCGCACUAUUGACGUGGAGUGGGAGGGGUCAGUUGUGCUGACAGAUUUCUUAGUGACCUACACACCAAGCAGCCCUGGAGGUGUUCAACUGGAGAUAAGGAUUCCAGGCAAUACUACCACCUGCACUAUCUCAGGCCUGGAGGCAGGCAUGGAGUACAACAUCAACGUGUUCGCUGUCAUUAACAACAGUAUCAGCGUCCCCGCCAGCAUCACCGUUUCGACCUAUCUCUCCAAUCCCGACGGUUUAGUCUUCAAAUCCAUCACAGAGACGUCAGUGGAGGUCCAGUGGUUACCCUUCUACUAUUCCUUCGAUGGAUGGGAGAUCAGCUUCAUCCCCAAGGACAAUGAUGGGGGGAUGACUGCACAGCUGCCCAGCACCAUCACUUCCUUUGUGCAGACUGGUUUGAGACCAGGGGAGGAGUAUACUGUUAACCUUGUGGCUCUCCGAGACCAGGGUCGAAGCCAGCCGGUCACUGCCACUGUCACAACACUGAUUGAUGGCCCCACUCAGCUGAUCGUGCGGGAUGUGUCAGACACUGUAGCGUUUGUAGAAUGGACACCACCCAAAGCAAAGAUUGAUCAGAUUGUGUUACGGUACGGCCUGGUGGGAGGAGAGGGUCCACGGACCACCUUCCGCCUUCAGCCCACACUCAGCCAGUACUCCCUGCAGGUUCUGCGUCCUGGCUCUCGCUACGAGGUAUCUGUGAGCGGAGUGAGAAAAGGAAAUGAGAGCGGAUCUAUUUCCACUGAAUUUACUACCGAGAUCGAUGCCCCUAAGAACCUGCGGCUGCUGUCCAAGACAUCCACCACCCUGGAGCUGGAGUGGGACAACAGUGAGGCUGAGGUGGAUGGCUACCAGGUGGUGUACAGCACUUUAGCAGGAGACCAGUAUGAUAAAGUGAUUGUGCCACGCAACGAGGGAGCCACCACAAAGACCUCUCUCACAGACCUGCUUCCAGGCACGGAGUAUGGCAUUGGCAUUUCUGCCAUGAAAGGAAGCAACCAGAGCACACCAGCAACAAUGAACGCCAGGACAGGUCUGGAUGUGCCCAUGGAUCUAACUGUAACGGCCUCUACAGACAACACCAUCACUCUGGUGUGGGGUGUGGUCCAGGGCCCCAUUGACCAUUACAAGGUCACCUACACUUCCUCCUCUGGCGUCAGUACUGAGCUGACGGUGCCUAAAGAUGUGACCACCACGACUCUGGUCGACCUUGAGCCUGGGACUGAGUACACAAUCACUGUGGCAGCAAGAAGAGGACGACAGCAGAGCACUGCAGCUACUAUAGAUGCCUUCACAGGAAUCAGGCCCGUAACCCACCUCUACUUGUCAGAGGUGACUUCAGACUCAGUGUCGGUGGCGUGGAGCGCCCCAGCACCACCUGCUGACCUCUUCAUCCUGAGCUACAGCUCUGCAGAUGGGACUGACACCUCUAAGGUGACGCUGGACGGCUCCAAGACGAGGUCACUGGUUCAGGGGCUGCUGCCGUCCACUCAGUACACCGUCAGUCUAAUCACAAUACAGGGGGAUGUUACCUCUGAGCCCAUUACAGCAUCACUCACUACAGGCAUGGACCCACCAAAAGAGAUGACGGUGUCAGAUGUGACUGAAGACGCAGUGACUAUCUCUUGGAUCAAACCACUGGCUCCAUUUGAAUACUACAAGCUGUCCUACCAGUCAGCCAGAGGUCGAGUGGACAGCGUGGUGAUUGACAGCGAUGUGACCAACUACACCUUGUCCAGCCUGUUUCCUGCUACGGAAUACGAGAUCAGCCUCAACGCAGUGAGAGGGAGUCAGGAGAGCAAAGUGGUCAGCACCUCCGUCUUCACAGCAAUGGACAUGCCGUCAGAGUUGACAGCUCUCAACAUCACUCCACAAGGAGCCCUGCUGAGGUGGAAUCCACCUGUUUCCAGUGUCGACAACUACGUGCUGACCCUCACACACAACCAGGUGACAGCUGAUACUUUCCUCGUGGAGGGCAACAAGCAGGAGCACCAGCUGUCCAAGCUGAAGCCAAGCACCACCUACUCUGUAGCCCUCUACGCCACCAAAGGACCCCUCACCAGCGGCACCGUCAUCACCAACCUCCAAACACCCAUGGACGCACCCGUGAACCUGACGGCCAGUGAAGUGAAUCACCGCAGUGCUCUCAUCUCCUGGCAACCGCCAAUCACAGAAAUUGACAACUACAUGCUCACCUACAAGUCAACCGACGGCAGCCGCAAGGAGCUGAUCCUUGAUGCAGAGGACACAUGGAUACGACUGGAGGGACUGGCUGAGACCACAGAGUACACCGUCAAGCUCCAGGCUGCAAGAGGACUUGACACCAGCGCCGUAGUUUCCACUACCUUCACCACAGGGAGUCGUCUAUUUGCAACACCUCAAAACUGUGCCCAGCACCUGCUGAAUGGAGAGAUACUGAGCGGAGUCUACACCAUUUACAUCAACAGGGACCCGAGCCAGGGCGUGCAGGUGUACUGUGACAUGACCACUGAUGAAGGAGGCUGGAUUGUAUUUCAGCGUCGUCAGAAUGGCCUGACAGACUUUUCCAGGAAGUGGAGUGACUAUCGGGUCGGCUUUGGAAACCUGGAGGACGAAUUCUGGCUUGGUUUAGACAACAUCCAGAGGAUUGCUGCUCAGGGCCGUUACGAGCUGAGAAUUGACAUGAAGGAUGGACAGGAGUCAGUCUACGCCAACUAUGACAAGUUCUCCAUUGGAGAUGCAAGAAACCUCUACAAGCUCAGGAUAGGAGAGUACAAUGGCACCGCUGGUGACUCUCUGAGCUACCACCAAGGCCGACCCUUCUCUACAAAAGACAGAGACAAUGACAUCGCUGUCACUAACUGUGCCUUGUCUUACAAAGGAGCCUGGUGGUACAAGAACUGCCACCGGGCCAACCUCAACGGCAAAUACGGAGAGUCCAGACACAGUCAGGGUAUUAACUGGUACCACUGGAAAGGCCACGAGUUCUCUAUUCCUUUCGUGGAGAUGAAGAUGAGGCCAUUCAACUUCCGUAGCAUCAGCAGCAAGAGGAGGCGGUCUGCCCCUGUAUAAACAAACCGCCUCCACACAGGCCAGAGUCAAAGAUAAAUGGAGUUCGGACGAUGUUUACUGAUGAGUUUCUGCUAUCUGUGUGCCUCACUGAUGUGCUCUUUAAUGCCUUUUAGUGAGGCUGCAAAGAAAAAAGGGGGUUAUGACAAAAAAGAUACUAAUAUUUUAUUAAUAUUCUGUUGUAAAAUAAUAAAACCCAUUAAUAUUAAUAAACUACGAACAUGCAGAAACUGUUGUAAUGCUGGAUGAGAUCAUGAAAUAGCAGAGAGGGUGAAACAAUGUCCGAACUCUGUUUAUCAAACAGUCUCAGAGAAAUACGUGACAUGGACACAACCUCUUAACACAUUAUGUGGUGGUGGGGACGAAAUGUGUUAAAAUUAAAUGCUGGCAACAUGAAAAGCAAUGCCAAUGCAAAGUCUAUUACAAAUGGUGGCCGUUUCAAACAUGUUGAUACACCUCGUUUUCACAGUUUUAUGUCCGUAUGUCUGCAUAGUAUACAGAGUACACCCCUAGUGUUUAACGCAGGGAAAUGCAUCUCUUAAAGAUGGACAGAAACAGCACCGAAAUGCGAUCUUAUCUUGCUGAAUAUGCGCAUGGAGCAGCACAGAGACAAAACAGGACCAAUAAUGCAUGGUGACAAAUAAGGGAGGAGAUAAGUCUGUCAGGCUGUGAUGUGAAAUAUUUUGUUUAAAGACGUAUGAUCCACUAUGCAUGCACUCUAUGUACAGAGACAGCAUGCUAACGAUGAUAGCUAGCUAAAUAUGCCAUCCAACUUUUCACAUAGAUAAAAUGUAUAAAUAAAGCUGCAUUACAUCCAUCAAUCUGUUAGCUAAUUUAUUUUUGUGCUAACUUCCUGUGGCAUAGUGCAUACGGGUUGUCCGAAAUCUGCUGCAGAAGUUUAUUUUCAACAGACUCAAAACAAAAUGAAAGGAGAAGUACUGCAAUAGAACAAAUAGACUUCCUGUCGACACGCAUACGCACACAGAGCCAUGUGGAAACGAGGUGUUAAUGUGGUCAAUGUUAUGAAACAAACACAGUUGGUUUAGGGAAUGGGUCGGCAACCUGUGGCCCUGGAGCUACAUGUGGCUCUUUAUCCCCCCUCAAGUGGAUCCUGGUGGUUUUUUGCUGUAGGCCUAAAGCAACUCUAACAUUCUCCAAUAGUAAAACUGUAGCCUACGCACCAAAUUCAAAAAAAAAAAAAGUUUAACAUUUCGUUAACUAAAAUGUGCGUCAUUCACGGACUGGCACCUUUUCCUUUCAAUUUUGCUGACCCUCAAUAGUGUUGGCUAUACUUUAGUCUCCGCGCUAGGCUAGCUAUGGAUUCCAAAUCCAAAAAAUGUAAACGUCUUUGAGGGUAAUCGAGAAUUUAAUAGUAUAAGGACAGAUUAAAGUACCAAAAAAAAACCUAUUGGUAAUCAUAAGGCUCAAAU